ACCAACAGAAGUACGUUCUCUUCAGAGAAAGACGGUCACUCUUUCUCUCCCAGAAGUCUGUCUACCUGGUAGAUCUUCGUCAGCGUCUGCUGGACGGUUGGCGCCUCUUCUGCUGAUAGAGAGAAGAGUUGGACGCCUCUUAUCUACCUCACUGAUUCAUUGUAUCAUCGCUGAUACAUCACUGAUUCAUUGAUUCAUCGCUGAUACAUCACUGAUUCAUUGAUUCAUCCCUCAGCAGUGGAUGAUCUGCGGCUUGGACAUGCGUUUUCAGAUAUCAACCAUUUGUGUUCUAUUCGUGCUCUCCAGUAGCAGGUUGUGUUAUGGAGGCGACGUUGCCCUCGCCACUUUAAAAGCAUCCGUCAAAUUUCCAGAGGAAUCAAGCGAUGAUCAUCAAUCAAAUGCCGGAUCUGAUUUGUACGCAACAGCAAGCCAGCAGCACGCGACCUCUGUUGCCAGCUUCAAGUUAUUCAAUGCAGCUGGGGAGGAGGAGGAGUAGGAGGAGGAUCUCACUAUCCAUAUCAACAGACACAUGAGGAGCCCGGUUCACAGAGCGGCAAAGGUUUCUUCCAGAGCUACUCUUCAAACGAACGUCAGCCGUUGACGGCAACCACAUACGGCCCGCCGAAACCAAUGCCUUACCGCAACUCACAUCCGUCGUCGAUAGCGACGGCGACCGCAGCGCCGCGACGACCCGCACCCGUCUACCGACAUCGCGGAGUCGUGCUGCCUGCCAAACUCACUCUACCCUACGGCCAGCCGCAGCCGCAAGGAUCACCGGAUGUCAAGUACGCGCGACCCCAAACUGAUUUCAGAAAAUUCUACAAGAAAGCACCAGAAGUGUCAGUGGUUCGCAAACCCUCUAGUCCAUACAAAUAUGUCCAGUCCAGCAUCACGGACAGUGGCUCAAAAUUUACAACCUCUCCAUACAAGGAUGACUACACAAAAAGCUACAAGAUAAAGCAGACUUCCAGCAGUCCCUACAAGAGCAGCCAUACAUCAGACAAUUCCAAUGAGAAUUACAACGGAUUCAGCUCUCAGGAAACUGACCCACUUCCUGACCCUUUCUCCAAAGAGUUCUACGAUGUCUACUACAAAGCCAAAGAAAAUAGAUACCAGCAACAGCUUCAGGUUACAAAACCAACUACAACUCCUCCGAGAAAACCUAGCCAAAUACUACAAGAAACCAGUAAACCACUUCUCGGCCAAACCUGCCUCCAACUCUCCCUACAAGAGCACACCAGGAAAGGUGUUCAGCGACUCUCUCGACUACACGAGACCCGACUUCUACAAGAACCCAUCGUCGUCCCACUUUGGUUCCUCAUCUCCAUCGUCGUCCAAAUAUGGUUCCUUAUCUUCAUCGGCGUCUCACUUUGGUUCCUCAUCUCCAUCGACGUCCCACUCGGGUUCCGCGUCGUCGUUCUACGGCGGUGCAGCCUCAGGGCUGGCUCCUGUCUCCACCAAACUCGGCUCCUCCGAAUGGACUCCGAUAAAUGCUCCAGCUGGAGCCGUUCCGGCCAGGUCCUUCGACAUUUCUCCGCCCGAUUUAUCCAGAUCUCAUUCUCAACAGUCUCAAUAUCCUCAACAAUCUCAAUAUUCUCAACAUCCCCAGCACACAUAUCAGCCAAGGCAUGACUUUGCACAGUCGACAAAUACAAUUAAUUACAGAACAGGUGCCAGUUCCGAGGGUAUUGUCUCGGCCGAUGUUAUGGUAAAACAAUGAGUCAACCCUGAUCAGAUCUGUCAUUUCCAAAUCUGUAAUUAUUAGGAAACAUGAUUUUGUUUCUUCUCCACUAGCUACUGUUCAAACCAAAAGGUGCAUACAGACUUAUGCGCCCAACAAAAGAAAGUGUAGUAAGAAGAAUGUCAACAUCAAUUUCGAGGACUAUCUUCAAUAGAUCAUAAAAUCAACAAGCGUUUUAACAAUUUAGUUGUCAGUUCUCAUUAGGUGCGUACAGCUUCAAGCGCCCCGAACACACGCAUUUCAUUGUUCUUCAGAUGAUUAUAAUAUCUGUAUUUGUACAGGAACGCAAGUUUUUUCUAUGCUUAUUAUAUCUGUAUUUGUAUAGGAACAAUUAGAUACAGAUAUAGUGAGCAUAGCAUCAUCUAAUAAAAAGUGGAAUACGCGUGUUCGUGGCGCUUGAAGCUCAAUGCACCUCAUUGAUGAGAACCGGCAACUAAAUUGUUAAAACCCUCGUUGAUUUUAUGGUUUAUUGAAAACGCUCAUUGGAAUUGUAGUUGAGAUUCUUCUUACUACGAUUUCUCUUGUUGUUAGAUAUUCUAGAAUGAGAGAUGAGUAGCUACUGGAGGUCACAUCCUUGAUCGAGAUUUUAUACAAAAAUCAUCAGAAUCUUUCUCUGGUAAAGUUAUUUCCCUGAUUGAUCUCAAAUAAUAACCAUUGAUUUUCAUGAGGAAUGAUUUCCACAGAGAUUGAUAUUUGGAUAAUGUAUUUCAAUUGAGAUAUUUUAUAAGACGUUACAAAGGAUUCAUUUGAUCCAAAUCUAACGUUUGUUACCGUGAUUUAUUUAAAAUAAUAAUUUAUCGUAAUAGUAAACUUCUUUUACAUAAUCAUACUCUUAGUUCAGUCACUAUAUACAUUAGCGUUCUCCAUACCCCAUUUUUAUGUCUAUAUCGACUGGACUAUUUCGACAUAUUCAUGAUACUUGUAAGAAAUGAAACAAUGAAAAUAGUCAUAUCAUCAAUUAAUUGUUUUGAAUUUUAUUUCAAUUCAUAAAAUAAUAAAAAUUAUUUAUUCGUCUAAUCUAGAAAGAC
This is a messenger RNA of Nilaparvata lugens (brown planthopper), 2769 nucleotides long. RefSeq lists its product as uncharacterized. The transcript has 6 exons. Bases 631 to 1632 code for a protein of 333 amino acids. The record is from RefSeq and is a predicted model, not a curated record. Lineage: Eukaryota; Metazoa; Arthropoda; Insecta; Hemiptera; Delphacidae.